GUAGCAACUAACAAGUUAGCUGUUAGAAUUUGUUACUUAAUUAUAUACUUACUUAUAUUUAUUAUAUUAUUGCUCUACGGUAUAAUCAGUUAUAUAUGUUGUAUUGUAUCUUCAUUUUUGAAUAAUUGAACCUUCGUAGUUCAUACAGCUCAGUAAAAUUAAUUUAUACGAUGCUGUUGACCAUCUUUAAACAGUUUUAAAUUUCAACGGGUACUUCAAAUAUAAUUUCAAAUUAUUCUUAAACAUGAUAGCUAAUGAUGAAGAAAUUAUCGAAGGUCCCAAUAAUAAUAACGAAGCAUUGGUUUAUUCAGAGAUUGUGCAAAAUGCAAUUGACGAGACACUACCAAGUGACGAUCCACUGGAUAGACCCGAAUUUGACGCAAUUGAUUAUAUCAACAAGAUGUUUCCUACAGAACAGUCUCUAGCUAAUAUAGAUGAUGUCAUCAAUUCAUUAGAAUGCAAAGUAGAUUCUAUUGAUAGUGAAAUAAGAUCAGUUAUUCGAGGACAAAUAGAAGUCAAUAAAGAUGGAAAAGCUGAGCUCGAGGAAGCACAACGUUAUAUCAAACAAUUGUUCAGCCAAAUUAGAGAAAUUAAACAAAAAGCUGAACACAGUGAAGAAGUAGUCAAAGAGAUAACAAUAGAUAUAGAACAACUAGAUUGUGCUAAAAAAAAUCUUACUACGUCAAUUACUACUUUAAAUAACUUGCAUAUGCUAGUUUCUGGUAUUGAAUCGCUCAGGGGAUUGACUUCUAACCGAAAAUAUGGAGAGAUUGUAAUGCCUCUACAGGGAGUCACUGAUGUCAUGAAACAUUUUAAAAAUUAUAUAGACAUUCCACAUAUUGCUCUAUUAGCAACAGAAGUAAAACAACUACAAGAAUCAUUAGCGUCACAAAUUAUGGCAGACUUUCAUGAAGCCUUUUCAGGACCAAAUGCAAAAAAUUUUGUCCCUAAUCGACAAAUGGCUGAAGCGUGUUUAGUUGUUUCUAUUUUAGAAUCCAAAGUAAAAGAUGAACUAUUGGACUGGUUUAUCAACCUUCAACUAUCAGAAUAUACUCAUUUAUUUGAUAGUGCUGAAGAUGUAGCCUGGUUGGACAAAGUAAAUCAGCGCUAUGCCUGGUUCAAACGUCAACUUUUGCAAAUUGAAGAGAAGUUUGGAACUAUGUUUCCUGUUCAAUGGGAAUUAUCCAAAAGGAUUGCAGUUGAAUUUUGUGUUAUCACCAAAAAUGAACUAUCAAAGUUGAUGGGUAAAAGGAAGAAUGAGAUAGAUGUAAAACUUUUGCUGUAUGCAAUUCAAAAAACUGUUGCAUUUGAAAACUUAAUGUCUAGAACGUUUAGUGGUAGUACUAUAACUCAGACUGAAGAUGCUUCAAAACCUAACCAACAGUUGGCAACUAUUACUAAAGUAGAAGAAAUCAUUCAACCAUUUUCAAACGAAUUGACGGUAUCGGAGAGUAUUAUGGAUAGUAUAACCACACCUGUUAAUAAUAUUGGCAUAAAAAAGAAUACAUCUUCAUUUGAUGGUUUGAUAAGUGAUUGUUUCCAACCAUUUCUUUUUAUUUAUAUUGACAGUGUUGAUAAAAAUUUAUCAGAACUCAUGGAACGAUUUGUUAAUGAUAUUAAAAUAACUUUAGCAAAAGAAAACAUUGACGAUCAAACUGCGUCUGUGUUACCGAAUUGUGCCGAUUUAUUUUUGUUUUAUAAAAAAUCUCUAGUACAGUGUACAGAACUAAGUAACCAUAAUCCUAUGCUUGCUUUAGCUUCUGUGUUUCAAAAAUACCUAAAAGAAUAUGCGAGUAAAAUACUAGAAUCUAAUUUACCAAAAAUAAGUCAUACUCCUACUUCUCUCACUACAAAUGUAUCGAAUAUGACUAAAGACCUAAUAAAGGAUCUACAAUUACUUCCAAGUGGGAUGUCUGAUGCUAAUGUGAAGAAUGUUAAUUGUACGCCACAAGAGCUUGCUAAAAUAUGUUGUGUUUUGACAACUGCUGAUUAUUGUAUGGAGACCACACAACAAUUGGAAGAUAAAUUAAAAGAAAAAAUUGAUCCAAGCUUAAUAGGAAAAAUUAGCAUGACUAAUGAGCAAGAAGUUUUCCAAAACAUUAUUUUCUUGUCCAUCAAGCUAUUGGUUCAACAUCUAGAAGUCGAUUUAGAACCCGCACUUAAUAAUAUGGUCAAAGUUUCAUGGCAAAACAUUACAGCUGUUGGUGAUCAGAGUGAAUAUGUCUCUUUGAUGACUACUCAUUUAAAAGCUGUUAUUCCUGUGGUCCGUAACUAUUUAUCAUCAUCUAGAAAGUAUUUUACAAAAUUUUGUAUUACGUUUGCAAACUCUUUCAUUCCAAAGUUUAUAAAACAUUUGUAUAAAUGUAAGCCGCUGUCAAAUAUUGGUGCUGAACAAUUGUUAUUAGAUACCCACUCAUUAAAAACAGUUCUAUUGGACUUACCAUCAAUGAACCUUGACGAUAAUCGUAAAGCUCCAGCUAGUUACACCAAAGUUGUAGUCAAAGGUAUGACUAAAGCGGAAAUGAUACUUAAACUUGUUAUGGCACCUACAAUGAAACACUACACAUCAUUUGUCGAUCAGUACUUAAAAUUAUUGCCUGAAUCGGAUAUGACUGAGUUUCAGAAAAUUUUAGAAAUGAAGGGUUUGAAAGCAGCCGAAAGAAAUGAAUUGCUUAACCUAUUUAGACCAAGAAAUCCAACGGGUAGUUUUGUUACGAGCACUGCAGCUUUAUCUAGUUUAAAACAGUAUACUAGCCGCAUUAAAAAAAAUCUAAUAUCCAACUCAAAUAAUUAGUCGAUAUACAUAACGUUAAACUUUAUUUUUGUAAAUUAUUGUACUCUAGAAAUAUAUGUUUAAGAUUCAAUUCCACAAAUUUCAUUUCUCUUUUAUAUAAUUAAUUUUUUUUAAUUAAAUACACAUAAAUAUUAUUAAUUUUGUUUUUUUCCUCACUCUAUUAAUCAUUUUCUUUGUAGUAAGAACCUCAAAUUAGGUAGUGGUUUUUUUUUUUAAAUCGAGUUACGUCCUUCUUCGUUGGACACGACGAUAUGUUAGUUCAUCUAUAUAUAUUAUUAUUAUAUUAUUUAUAUUUUUAUUGUUAUACUACUAUUUGUGGUUUAGUCCGUUAUAGUGCUGAAGGCCUCAUUUGUAAACUUAAGUAAUGGAAUUUGGUUACAACUAACAUAUAUUUUGUGUAAAUAUUUAUUUGAGAAUUUCCUCAAAUAGAGCCGCAUAUUCAUAAUUUAAUAA
This is a messenger RNA of Adelges cooleyi (spruce gall adelgid), 3247 nucleotides long. RefSeq names its product vacuolar protein sorting-associated protein 53 homolog. Gene Ontology annotation, cellular component: GARP complex. The record is from RefSeq and is a predicted model, not a curated record. Gene Ontology annotation, biological process: retrograde transport, endosome to Golgi. Bases 245 to 2794 code for a protein of 849 amino acids. NCBI's taxonomy places the organism in Eukaryota, Metazoa, Arthropoda, Insecta, Hemiptera, Adelgidae. The transcript has 16 exons.